This is a messenger RNA of Chanos chanos (milkfish), 2233 nucleotides long. It is a transcript of the gene ccnyl1, whose product is annotated as cyclin Y-like 1. Lineage: Eukaryota; Metazoa; Chordata; Actinopteri; Gonorynchiformes; Chanidae. The record is from RefSeq and is a predicted model, not a curated record. The transcript has 10 exons. Gene Ontology annotation, biological process: regulation of cyclin-dependent protein serine/threonine kinase activity. Bases 870 to 1904 code for a protein of 344 amino acids. Gene Ontology annotation, molecular function: protein kinase binding.
CGCUAUUCUGGCCGGUGGGGAGGAGGGGAUAACGGGGGGAUCCUGAAAUUUAGACUUGAUGAUCUAAUUCAAACUUCAGAAAGACCUAAUGUUACCUUAAGUGUAUUACUGUCAUCAGAAGUCAAGUCGUUUGAAAUACAGGUACUGGACAACUUUGCUUGAGUAGGCCUGAAGCCUCGGGUUUCAGCUGGUGUUUGACCCGGACCGUUAAGAGAAAACGAUUGGACCUGCUGGACUUCAAAUCAACAGAACAGUGGCUAUAUCGGUGUAGUUCGUCAUUUUAUUUUUGCGCGGUCUAAAGUGCUGCAAAGGAGGGGGCACUGAUUCGCAUCUGGCCCUGUUAAAGGGACGGGUUAUCCCGAAGCUAACUACUCGCUCAUUCACAAUGCAGUCGUAGCAAGCUAGGCUAGGUUAGAUAGGAAUGGGUGAGUUACAUUACUCUAAAGACACUGCUUGUUGUCUUUACAAAUGGAUAUGUAGCCAGUGAGAUAUCAGUCCUUUAAGUUGGUUAAACAGAUCAUCUGGACAAGGAUUGAUUUAUUUGUCCUACAACUCAGCUGGAUAGUUCGAAGUGCCGGUUUCACACGGCACUGUUCACCGAGUCCCCAAAUGGACUGGAAUGCAGGUCUUUGAUGUUAGUCAGCGGUUGCCAACUAUUUUAUUGUAAUCAGAGGUUUAACUUGAAUUAUAUUCUUUUAAUUUUUCGGUUAAUGUAAACUACCUAGAGUAUUUACUUCAGCUAAACUCGGUCAAUUGAAUUUACUCAUGUCGACGUGAAAAACAACCAGCUUCUGGUAUAGCCUGAAUUUUCUGAGGAAUCUCACGAUUUCCGACCACAUUCACACUGUUCAAACUGAACCAAAUCUGUAAUGGGGAAUACAGUAUCCUGCUGCGUAUCUCCUGGAGGGAGCCCGAAGCUCCCUAGGCAAACAGACCGACUGGAAGAUUACCAAAUAAACACAGACCUUAGUGACGACACUGGUCCGUACCUGCAACACAUCAGCGACAGAGAGCUGCCGGACGAUUUGGCUCUAGAGUCUAACCCUUCAGACCAUGCACGGGCUAGUACCAUUUUCCUCAGCAAGUCACAGACAGACGUACGGGACAGGAGGAAAAGCAAUCAUAUAAACCACGUGAGUGAAUAUAAUGUGUCACCUGGUCCUCUCUCCAAGAAAUAUAGCUCCUGUUCAACGAUAUUCAUUGAUGAUAGUACGGUCAGUCAGCCCAACCUAAAAAGCACAAUCAAAUGUGUCACACUAGCAAUAUAUUACCACAUUAAGAACAGGGACUCUGACAGGUCACUAGACAUUUUCGACGAGAAGAUGCACCCGUUGUCGAGGGAGCAGGUUCCCGAUGACUACUGUCGCACGGAUCCUGAACACAAACUCAUCUACCGCUUUGUGAGAACGCUAUUCAGUGCCGCUCAGCUCACUGCAGAGUGCGCCAUCGUCACGCUGGUGUAUUUAGAGCGACUGCUCACAUAUGCAGAAUUGGACAUUUGCCCUAGUAACUGGAAGCGGAUUGUUCUAGGCGCCAUCCUUUUGGCCUCCAAAGUGUGGGACGACCAGGCAGUGUGGAAUGUGGACUACUGCCAGAUUCUGAAAGAUAUCACUGUGGAGGACAUGAAUGAGAUGGAGCGACAUUUCUUGGAGCUGCUGCAGUUCAACAUCAACGUGCCGGCCAGUGUCUAUGCAAAGUAUUACUUUGACCUGCGUUCACUGGCCGACGACAACAACCUCAGCUUCCCCCUGGAGCCACUGAGCAAUGAGCGAGCACAGAAAUUAGAGGCAAUUUCCAGACUGUGUGAAGACAAAUACAAAGACCUGAGCCGGGCUGCCAUGAGGCGAUCCUUCAGUGCAGACAACCUGGUGGGCAUCCGCAGAUCCAAUGCUGUGCUCUCCUAGAGCCUGCUGACCUCAAGACCUCUUAACCCUGUGACCUUCAGCCAGAGUAUGAGACCAUGACCCCCUCUUCCCCUUAACUUUUCCCGUCUGCCCUCAACAGAGAGAUUUCACCAGUUGCAAGCCCCGUCGAAGACCUGUUACUCAGCCAGUGCAAAACAACCCAUCUACAUAGAGAGAAAAACAGACUGAAGUUUUUUUUUUUGUUUGUUUGUUUGUUUUGUUUUGUUUUUUUGCUUACUAUGUAGGCUACUAGCUGUGAACUUUGUCAGUUUUUAAUUGAAAUCAUUUGCAGAUGGAGUAUUUUAAAUAAACACUAAUCAUGUAACGUA